AAUUUUUAUAGAUGUGUUUGUAAGUGCAUCUUUUAGAUAUAAUUAAGCCAAAUUUACGUUUUUCCUACUACAUAUACAAUACAAUAGGAUAUGUUUAAAUUCAAGAACAUCCACUGUAUAGGGCUCACCUGCCAUAAUUGCAAGCAAUUGACCAUUAAGUACCGGCUUCAAUUAAAAUAUCCUCGGGUUUUAAUAUUAAAUGACUGGGGUUCGUUUUCAACAAAACAGAAAUGAACCUUCUGCACUACGAGUUAAAUGUCAAAUCUAGACCAAGGAUGGUUCAAUCUACAUCUUAUUUCGUCCGCCACGAUCAUCACAAUAGGAAUGUGGAUUAACAGGCGCCGUUCUUCUUCAGUAUACAAUGAGGAGGAUUCGAAAUGUGGUUUGGGCACAUUCAAGCCAGACUGGCUUCAAAAAAUGGCGAGUAAAAAAGUGUUCAUUGUGAUAUUUGGCUUGCUUGGCAUGAAUGAGAUAGCAGUAGGAUCAUAUUUUGUAGGUACAAUAAGUACAAUUGAAAAAAGAUUCAAAUUGCCGAGUUCAACAACAGGAAUGAUUUCGAGUUCCUGGGAUGCAGGAGCAACUGUCGCUUUAAUAUUUAUUGCUUACUAUGGUGGAACUGGCCACAAAACACGAUGGGUCGCCAGGUGCAGUAUAUUUGCUGGAAUCGCUUGUUUUAUGAUUUACCUACCACAUUUAAUCUUCGGCCCUGGAGAACUCUACACCAGCCCCAAGAACAUGACUUCAGGAAAUUCAUCAUAUUUAAGCUAUGGGAAUCUUUGUUCUGACCCAAACCAACCGGUAGAGAACUGUUCUUUAAAUUCUGAGGGAAGGAUCGCUUUAAUAAUUUUGAUCUGUGCAUACUUACUUUUGGGGGUUGGAACAAGUUCUUACUACACUUUAGGUGCUGCCUACUUGGAUGACAACGUUAUGAAAAAUAAGUUUCCAUUCUUAUUUGCUCUUGUUGCAUGCAUUCGUUAUGUUGGACCAACAUUGGGGUACUUAACUUCCUCCUACACACUGAGCACAUAUGUUGAUCCAAAUGUGACACCUGAUUUCACUCAAGAAGAUCCGAGGUGGAUUGGAGCUUGGUACAAAGCAUGGAUACCAUUUGGAACCAUUGAAAUGACUUUAGCAUUGGGGAUUGCUUUUUUCCCUAGAUUACUCCCUAGAGAAGCAGAUAGGCGCAAACAGAAUGACAAUAUGCGUAAGACAAAGAAAAAGCAAUCAUUACAAGAUUUCAAAGAGACGAUUGGGCGCCUUUUGAAAAAUCCUGUGCUUAUGUUCAAUACAUUCAGUUCAACUUUUUAUGUUUUUGGCCUGAUGGGCUACUGGAUAUUUAUGCCCAAGUACAUCGAAACUCAGUUUCGCCAGACUGCUUCUAAAGCAAGCCUUAUCACAGGAACUGUCGGCCUUGUGUGCACUGCAGUUGGAGUUGUUUCAUCAGGUGCGGUAAUAUCGAAGUUCAAACCUCGACCAAGAUACUUGGCUGCAUGGAACGUUUUCACAGAGCUUAUUGAUGUAAUUGGGCACAUUUCCUUUGCCUACAUUGGUUGUUUCAAGGAAGAUUUCCACGGGUCUUACAACGACGAAGGGAGCUGGGAUUUGAUCAAAAGCUGUAAUUCGAACUGCAGCUGCAGCACAAAUAUGCAAUACACACCAGUAUGUUCUUAUGACAAUAAAACAACAUUUUAUUCACCUUGCCAUGCAGGUUGCUUGACUUCUACUAUAGCCGACAAUGGAGCAAAAAUUUUCUCUAACUGUAGUUGCAUAGGAGGUCUAGGACAAGCAGUUGACGGUGCCUGCCCUGUUGAAUGUGAAAACCAGUUUUACAUUUUUUUGGUAAUUUUGUGUUUUAUGAAAUUUCUAUCAUCCACUGGUCGAUCUGGUAACACUAUAAUUCAAUAUAGGUCUGUUGCACCUGAAGACAAAGCUAUUUCAAUUGCCUUUACUGAGGUCAUUCUUGCUGUUAUAACAUUUAUACCGUCACCUAUAAUUUAUGGCUUACUUUUAGAUUCAUCGUGUCUGGUCUGGGGCCAGACUUGUGGAAAGACGGGCAACUGUUGGCUCUACCAUGGAAAGGAGUUGCGAUAUCUUCUCAAUUUCACGUCAUCAGCGUUCCUGUUGCUUGGCACGUUGUUGGAUAUAGGUGUCCUUUACAACGUCGGGUCACUACAAAUAUACGAUGAAGUGGCCUUGAACGAAGAACAAACCAAAUCCGAUAAAGACAAUGAACAACCAUUGCUGGACUUAAAGCCUAACUCGGCGAAUCAUAUACAUACAGAAAAUGCAAACAGUUAAAUUGAUACCAUCUCUUUAAAAUAUUAUUUGUACAUAAAAUUUUUAUUUUAUAUGUAUAUAUUUUGUAACUGACAUGCUAA
Molecule: messenger RNA, 2378 nt
Organism: Cimex lectularius (bed bug)
Lineage: Eukaryota; Metazoa; Arthropoda; Insecta; Hemiptera; Cimicidae
Product: solute carrier organic anion transporter family member 1C1-like
Exons: 13
Coding region: 256-2298 (680 amino acids)
Biological process (GO): transmembrane transport; sodium-independent organic anion transport
Cellular component (GO): membrane
Molecular function (GO): protein binding
Source: RefSeq, a predicted model, not a curated record